Messenger RNA from Exophiala mesophila, 1632 nucleotides. Its product is annotated as thioredoxin. Bases 736 to 1182 code for a protein of 148 amino acids. Gene Ontology annotation, molecular function: protein-disulfide reductase activity. The transcript has a single exon. The record is from RefSeq and is a predicted model, not a curated record. NCBI's taxonomy places the organism in Eukaryota, Fungi, Ascomycota, Eurotiomycetes, Chaetothyriales, Herpotrichiellaceae.
CGAGGGGCCAUUGGGGGGAUAAUUUAGGACCCAAUUCCUUAUUGCUUGGUGCCUUGAUGCCUUGGUGCCUUUACCAGUUCCAGACAGUGCCGCUAUAAGGGCUAAUGGGCGAGAGACGAGGGAUGAGGUACCACUGGGGGCGUUAGGGUGCUUCGGCCGUGUGUGGCCGGGAAUGACGAAUACUUGCCAUGCGUUUCUGUCAUCGUCGAAUUAGACAAGAAAAAAAGAGGAAACACAAAUCACAAAAGCCCGAGGGCCCUACUACUGAGUACCUAGGUAGUAAGACUGCUACUUGCUGGUAAAAGGAUCCUGGCCCUAAGUAGCCCUAGCACCCUCUCCUCCCUUCCAUCACCAUCUGUCUCUCCUUGGGUCAUCCAUUUAUCCAUCCAUCGUUUGUUAUCCUCCUUACAGCAGCAGCAAUAGCAGCAGACGAUUACCAUCCUAUUAACAACCCAAAUUUAUCACUCAGCGCGCACCUUCUCUCUCGGUCCCUCUUCCCCCUCAAUUCCUUCUUUCCCAUUCUUAACCCCCAUAAAUACCUUCGCCGUGGCUGCAUCGAUCUCUUUUCGCUGCAUCAAACCACAGCGCCUGAUUACCACCCCACUUCCAACAACACUUUUUACCACAACAACCAAACCAACAAGCCCAAGAGCCAUCAACAAGCUCUCUUCUCAUCUCAGUCAACGAAACUUCAGCACCAGCAACCCCAGCAAAUUUACACAAACACCCAACAAAAUGGUUGUCCAUAACCUCGCAGAGUACGUGGCCUACCAUCAAGCGAAACUGCGCAAUGAAUCCCAAUCCCAAUCCUCUGCUGCUGCUUCCACUACACCCCGCCCUGCAAAGAAAUACGGUGUUAACCCAAUCCACAGUAAAUCCUCAUUCAACACGAGCGUCGUGUCCGCUCCCGCAGAACGCCUAGUCGUUCUCGACUGUUUCGCCACAUGGUGCGGCCCUUGCAAAGUCAUUGCCCCAGAAGUCGCCAAGUUCUCCGAGUCGGAGGAAUUCAAAGACAAGGUCGACUUCUACAAGGUCGAUGUCGACGAGGUUCCAGACGUCGCUCAAGAGCUAGGUGUUCGUGCCAUGCCUACCUUUAUGCUCUUCAAGGGCGGUGAAAAGGUCGGCGAGGUUGUCGGUGCCGAUAAGAGAGCUCUCAGAGCUGCUAUUGAGAAGAAUUUGUAGUUGAGUUGUUGAUGUUUUGACGAACAUGCAACUUUCUACGAGAUUAAAAAAACACUACAAUACACAUUGCUCUUUUUGAAUAACGCACUGCGAUAUCACAAACAAUCAAAACAAAACAACAAUUGGGUUCAAUUCAUUCUCAGACUACCAUGCCAUCCAUGGACGUCAGAUCUGUUUACAGGGGGGGAAUGGGUAUUGGAAUUGGAAUUGGAAUAGGAAUGAAUUUCCAAUGUUGAGUCUCCUUGAUCCGUGGAACUCGGGUCUCCCUAGAGCAAGUUGUGCUUGGUUCCGGCUUUGAAAUCGGAUUGCGGGACAAUAUCGUCAUCUCAGCAAAUGGGGCUGCUUCCCAUAAGCUGUUUUCCAGCCAAUCAUGGUCUAGGUCGAUUCAAAGUCGACUCAAAUACUCUACCUAGUUGAAUAGAUGUUUCGAAUUAUCCUGCUUCACAAAUA